CGCCAAUAUUGCGUUGGAAAAGUCAAGUUCCUGUUUGCGUGGGCGGCAAACUACGUAUAAGGCAAGACACUAAGAUAUUUCUAUCUUUGAAGGAGAACUAAAAUGGACCAAGAACAACAAGUUCUGGCUGAAAUCAGCUUCACCACGUUAAACCUUCUUGCGCCACAGGAACAGGUUGAGCUCCACUACGAAAUCAGAGUGGAUUGGUGCAAGCUCAGGUCGUCUUGUACUGUAAAGGGGAAGAGGGAAAGCUCCAUCACAAUGGUACUCGAUUCUUUUGGGCAUAUUCCACAUGAGGAGAUUGAACGUCUCAAGGCGGAUGAUAAGCGAUAUAAGAUGACCGACGAUGCCGAAAACCAUCAGGUUAGCGUCCUGGAUGAUCUGGAUACACACAUCUCAUCCCUGGACGAGACUCUUCACCAGCUGACAAAGUCUCUCGUGGUAGAAGGCUUAUCCAAGUCUUUGGGCACGAUCAUGAAAUGGACUGAACAGAACCCACAUGCCAAAGUCGCCGAACAUAGUCCAGAAGGUCAAGGACAUUGAGAGUGCCAUUCCCUUAGCCGAACGAAAUGCAGCGCGAGAUGCAUUAGGUAGGAGCCUCGAGCAGACACGAAAAAGAGUCCUCUGUAAUAUGAAGAUACCCGAGCAGACAUACUUACUAAGAGAAAUCUGCAGAAUCACCGUCUGGUUUGAAAGAACGUCCAUGCAGAACCUCCAGCCUGUUCGUAGCAGCGUCGAAGUUUAGACCAGAUCCUAGCACAAUUACCCACAGAGUAA
Fusarium redolens is the source of this 777-nucleotide messenger RNA. RefSeq lists its product as uncharacterized. The coding region runs from base 103 to 543 and encodes 146 amino acids. The record is from RefSeq and is a predicted model, not a curated record. The transcript has a single exon. NCBI's taxonomy places the organism in Eukaryota, Fungi, Ascomycota, Sordariomycetes, Hypocreales, Nectriaceae.